This is a messenger RNA of Drosophila takahashii, 2910 nucleotides long. RefSeq lists its product as uncharacterized. NCBI's taxonomy places the organism in Eukaryota, Metazoa, Arthropoda, Insecta, Diptera, Drosophilidae. The record is from RefSeq and is a predicted model, not a curated record.
UAUACGAGUGUAGAAAUAAAUCUCCGGCAAACAGUUGCAGCUGCCUACUUUGGCUAAUUGAUUUUCAUUUCGGUUUCUGUUUUUCCCAUUUGUUUGUUAGCUGGUUUGUGGGUCUGUUUGUUCGCCUCUUGCAAUGAGGCGUCCAAAAGCUGCCAAUCACAACAAAAAUAACACCAAAAACAACUCGCCAAAUGAACAAAAACAAGCUGAAAAACAACAAGUACAUGAAGUGAAGCUGCGCGACAAUUGCGUUUGCGAUUUUUUGCUGUUUUUUUAAUUAAUUUUAAGUGUCGCCGUAUCCAGUUGCCCUUUUUCUGGCCGGGAGUGGGAAAGAUAGCGGUGGAGCGGUGAGACCCUCCGGAAAUCGGCAAUUUAAUUUACAAUACAACAUUAGUACGGACAUAAAAGCGGAUAAAGCCGAGUAGCGAAAGGAGAACCGAAAAUGUUCGCGGGAAUAAGGAAGCGCCUGGCACGCAAGCAGAACGAGAAGGAUUGCGAUGAGGACGACAAGGACGAUGUGCUUGAUAUAAUGCCGCCGCCCCCGAACUACAUACAGAUCUCCCAGGGAAGGAUUCAGCUGGUCCAUCAGCCGAGAACGCCCGUGGAAUCUGAGGCGGGAACUCUCUCCCUGGAGCGACAUGGAGGCUCAAUCUCCGGAUCCGGCGGCUGUGAUAAGGAUGUGUUGGAGAAGCGGAUGAUUGAAGUUGAAGGCGCGCUGCUGCGUUUGCAGGAGCAGUUCCAGAAAAUCCAAUGCGGGUCGCCAACGUUCGAGAAGGAAUUGCGCGAACAAAUUGAGAACAUGAAUCGCAUUAUGAAAUCCAAAGAACGCAAGCAAAUGCAGACAUGUCGGGAUCACAAGGCACUGCAGACCCGCUUCGCCCGCCAGGAGAGCCUGCUCCAAUCGAUGCAGCAGGAGAAUCGCUCCCUGCUCACCCGAAUCCGGCAGUACGAGCACUGCCUGGACGAUGUGAUGCGCAAGGUGGUGGACGCCAUCGUGGCGGAGGACAAUCUCCGGGAGGAGGUGAGCAUGCUGAAGGGCAGGGUUCGGGAUCUGGAGGCCCAGAAUGCCGCCCUGUCCGCCAGUCCGGUGAAGGGCCGGGACGAGGGCUACUGCACCAUGAGCAGUGGUCAGCCGCAGCCGUCGAACGGACACCUGGAGGAUCUGCCCGAGGAGCCGGAGCAGUGGCUCCUGCCCGCCGAGCCCUGCUCCACGGAAAUGGAGGACUGGAGCAUGUCGCAGGAGGAGCUGGCGGUGAUGACCUUCGACGACGAGCGGGAUCAUCGGGAUCAGCGGCAGCAUCCGCAGCAGCAGCAGCAGCGGAGGAAGAGGGAACACGACUGGCUGUGGCCAUCCAGCGACUUUAUCAACUCCACCACCGUGGAGACGGAUUCGGUGGCCGAUGGCAUUGCUCAGCUGCUGCAGCAGAAGAUCGUUUACUCCGAGGACGAGGAGGUGGCCUGCACGGACUUUACCAACGACUUCUACAAGCUGGUCAACAUCCGUUCGAACUCCUCGCGCAGCCUUUACUCCUACCUGGAGGGCGAGACGGAUGACGAGGACGACGAGGAAGAGGACGAGGACGACGGCGAGGAUUCCAGCAUGUCGGAGAGCCAGGUGGGACCGGCGGGUCGAGUUCCCGGAGCCAGUCCCACGCCCAGCGAGGCGGGACGCGCCCAGUUGACCAGCUGCUCCUCCAGCGAAACGGACGAACUGUCCGCCAGUCAGGCGAAGAAGGAUGAGGAGCCCGAUUACGCGGUAAUCGAUGAAUGCCGGCGGCGGGUAAGCGACAUAGAAAUCGAGGAUGUGCCCAUGAUUGUAAGCAGCAGCACGCCAAUGAAGCCGCUGGACGAGCAACAGUGCAUUGCGCAGAUCAUCAAGAGUGAACUGCGACGACCGCCGCAUGUCCUGGUCAAAUCCAAGUCGGUGCUGGAGGAGCAGGAGCCCAGCUGCAUCCUGCGACACAAUCAGCGCCGCGAACUCGAGUCCACCGUGGUGCGCAGCGAUAGCAUCAGCUGUGGCAUGAUGACCAAGUUGGGGAAGGAGGUGGUGGUGCCACCGGCGCCCGGGAUGGUGACCAAGCUGAAGGAGCGGAUGCUGCUGAGGCAGGCUUCCACGCCUCCGACAGCCAGCUCCUGGCGCAGGAGCAACGGCUGGAAGAGGGUCACCUCGCCGGUUCACCCACCAGCGGCCGUUUCGCCAAAGAAGAAGGAAGCCAAGUCAACGGAGCCGCCAAAGAGUUGCCUGCCCAAAGCGCAGCCCACCAGAAUUCCAACGAGCAUCCAUUCGUCGGUGUCCUCGUCCUCCUCGAUGUCCUCGUCCUGCUCGCCCUCGCCCUCCUCCCCCUCGCCGCAGUCGCCGCAGCAAAGGUCACCGGGUCAGCAGCCCCAGAAGCAGCAGCAGCAGCAGCGAAAGUCGAAAAUUCCUCCACCAGUUCCCGUGCGACGAUCCUACGCCAGUUAGGAUAAGCCCAAACUGCCUAAUCUCAAAUCAAUAAUCGUCAAGCUAACAAAUAUUUAAAGAUUUAAAAAGACUAAAUUGUGAUAUAUUCAAACAAAACAAAACAGAAGAGAAGUGAACAGAACCGAAAGAUACAGAAGAUGAUUAAGAUUACGGAGGAGGAGCCAGCGAAUACGAGUAUUUAUGUAGAUUGUACAUUUUUUGGAAGAUGUUUUACCUUGUAAGCGGCACUGCCAACUGUUCCCCCUGAAAAAAAAACCAAACCGAACAGCUCGCCCUGCUCUAUCGCAUAUAUUUUGUAGAGCAGACGUUGCAGCCACUAAAUCAGUAGGUUAUACUAACUAUAAUGGGACACUUUGAUCGAUUCAAACUGAAUUCAAACCACUAUUAGCUAUGGUCAUGAUUAGAUGAACCAAUACCGUCUUCCGCAUCUGUAGGACAUGGUUAACACA